This is a messenger RNA of Syzygium oleosum, 762 nucleotides long. RefSeq names its product GTP-binding protein At2g22870-like. The record is from RefSeq and is a predicted model, not a curated record. NCBI's taxonomy places the organism in Eukaryota, Viridiplantae, Streptophyta, Magnoliopsida, Myrtales, Myrtaceae. Bases 1 to 639 code for a protein of 212 amino acids. The transcript is spliced from 3 exons.
AUGAUUAAAUUACUGAUAAAGUUGAAGCAGGCUUCCUUACUGAUAAAACAAUCUCUCUCCCUUUGCUUCUUCGCUUCCUCUUCUCUUUUUCUUCGCUUCCUCGGCUUCCCCUUUAGGCAAAGCAAAUCAUCUCCGUCCGACAAUGGCCUUACACUGCAAAAUCACCUCUUCACUCUGCACUUGACCUCUCUUCUUCAACCCUCACUUCAGCCAUCUCCGAAUGCCCUACUCUUCUCGCUCUCUCUCAAGACCCCUCCUCUCUUGCAGCCCACCCACCACGGCCCUUGCUUCCAUGGCUUCGCAUUCAAAACAGCGAGCCCGACAGCCUCGGACUCGGCCCGGAUCGUUCGGAAAGUUUUCCUCUUCCUGCCCAAGGUCGAUCCGGCCGAGGGUCACGCCCAGAUUAAGGAAGUGAAGUUCGUGAAGAGCAGUGGGAGGGCCAAGGAUUGUCCCGAAAUGGGAGGCCCGAGUUUGCAAUUAUGGGUCCGUCUAAUGGGGGCAAGUCUUGGCAUAUCAAUGCUCUGGUUCAGAGGAAGAAGGAAGUUACAGUUAAAUCCAAGAAACCAGGCAAGAGAGCUUAUAAAUCACUUCUUGGUGAACAAGAGUUGGUACGUUGUGGAUUUGCUGGGUUACGGCUGACAGAGGAUACGAGUAAAAAUUACCAAGUCAGUGAGUAGAAUGUUGAUAAACAAAGGUCGACUCAAGUGACAAAAAGGCUCCGUUGACGGAGUGAGAAUGAAGUAACCAUCCAAGUAUUGUAGC